UCCAAACCCGAGAGACCAAAAUCUCCGGCAUCCACCGCAGUGGACCACCACUUUCAAACACUAAACAGAAAGCGUUCUUUCUUCUUCAUCAUCAUCUUCUUCUUCUUCUUUACCUUUUACCUUCCAUUUCGUACGUACACAGACACGUUCAUCCCAAUUACUGUGUAUAGGCUCGGGUUUAUUGCUCAAUUCAGCAACUUAUAAUACCGUAUGGAUAUAUGGGGGGAAGCAAAGGAGUAGUAUCCUUCGCAAUGAAUGAUGAAGUCUGAACUAGCUUAGCUUGUGCACUUUCUGAAUCGGAGAGGGAGUCGUCGUCAUCUUUGCCUCGGAGCUAUGAGGAUUUCGUUUAUUCUUCUGCGAUUGACUCUUCUACUGUUCCUCUUCUGCAAUCACAACGGUAAACUCAGUGUGAGAGCAUUCACUGGAACUUAUGGGAUUAAUUAUGGAAGAACUGCAGAUAACAUCCCUUCACCGGAUGAAGUUGUUAAACUCCUAAGAGCAGCAAAGAUAAAAAAUGUUAGGAUUUAUAAUGCAGAUCACAGUGUCAUUAAGGCAUUUAGAGGAACUGGGCUUGAGUUAGUGGUUGGAAUUCCAAAUGAAAAUGUAAAAGAUAUGAGUGCUAAUGCAGAUCAUGCACUGAAUUGGGUAAAAGAUAAUGUGAAGGCAUUCCUUCCUGACACACUCAUUGUUGGGAUUGCUGUGGGUAAUGAAGUUUUGGCAGGGAAUGAUUCUGAAGUGUCAGCAGCUUUACUGAAUGCUGUAAAAAAUGUACAUAAUGCCACAAAAAAUCUGGGAAUUAGUGAUGCUAUUCAGAUAACAACUGCACAUUCACAAGCUGUUUUUGCAAAUUCGUUCCCUCCUUCCUCGUGCAUUUUCAAAGAGGAUGUUGCUCAACUCAUGAAACCACUUUUAGAAUUCUUCUCCCAGAUAGGAUCCCCUUUCUGUUUAAAUGCUUACCCCUUCUUGGCGUACACAUAUGAUUCAGACAAGAUUGAUAUUAACUAUGCUCUCUUUAAGUCAAAUGAGGGCAUUUAUGAUGAGAAACCUGCUCUUCAUUAUGAUAAUUUGCUUGAUGCUCAGAUUGAUGCAGCAUAUGCAGCUCUGGAAGAUGCUGGAUUUAGAAAAAUGGAAGUUGUAGUUACAGAAACAGGAUGGGCUUCACAUGGUGGGCAGAAUGAACCUGCUGCUACAGUAGAUAAUGCUAGGACAUACAAUUACAAUUUGCGGAAAAGACUUGCAAAGAAGAAGGGAACUCCAGUGAGGCCAAAAACAGUGCUGAAGGUGUAUGUUUUUGCACUUUUUAAUGAGGAUUUGAAGCAAGGUCAAUUGUCUGAGAAGAACUAUGGAUUAUUCAAACCUGAUGGGAGGAUCUCUUAUGAUAUUGGUUUUUCAGGACUAAAAGAUUCAUCUGCAACAUCCUCUAUUUUGACUUUGAAGGGAAUCAUGGUUCAAGGAUCCUAUUUCUGGGUGUUCGCAAUCUGGGUGUUGCUUUUGCUUUAGCCUUCAUGGUUAUGAAGCCAGUUUUGAUCCUAUUCUACUUCUAUACUAGUAUACUCUCUGAAUACCAUAUCAUAUCUACGGUAUUCAUCUGCAUCUACUCCAAUUUUCCAAUUUUCUUUUCUCCACUUUUUCAUUAUCUGUCCUCUUCUUUAAAUUGGAGAAAUAUACAAGGAACAUAUUUUCUGUUUUCUUUACUGUAGUUUGAAUUUCUCUUGUAAGUAAGCGCACUUUCAAUAUUAUGUAGAGAUACAUUUGUAGUUAGUUAGCUAUAGAAGCUGCUGGUUGUUUUGUUUUUAAUUACUUCAGCAAUGUAAGUUUCAUAUUCAAAUGAAAUGCUCUUUUUUGUUUUUUUGCA
Messenger RNA from Ipomoea triloba (trilobed morning glory), 1855 nucleotides. RefSeq names its product glucan endo-1,3-beta-glucosidase 11-like. The record is from RefSeq and is a predicted model, not a curated record. Bases 334 to 1500 code for a protein of 388 amino acids. Lineage: Eukaryota; Viridiplantae; Streptophyta; Magnoliopsida; Solanales; Convolvulaceae. The transcript has 3 exons. Gene Ontology annotation, molecular function: hydrolase activity, hydrolyzing O-glycosyl compounds. Gene Ontology annotation, cellular component: plasma membrane. Gene Ontology annotation, biological process: carbohydrate metabolic process.